Messenger RNA from Nymphalis io (European peacock), 5963 nucleotides. RefSeq names its product forkhead box protein O (gene foxo). The coding region runs from base 694 to 2232 and encodes 512 amino acids. Gene Ontology annotation, biological process: regulation of transcription by RNA polymerase II. Gene Ontology annotation, molecular function: RNA polymerase II cis-regulatory region sequence-specific DNA binding; DNA-binding transcription factor activity, RNA polymerase II-specific. Gene Ontology annotation, cellular component: nucleus. Lineage: Eukaryota; Metazoa; Arthropoda; Insecta; Lepidoptera; Nymphalidae. The record is from RefSeq and is a predicted model, not a curated record. The transcript is spliced from 9 exons.
UCACUCAGUGUACUACCGACCGCUCUUGCUCGAGGACGAUUCGUUGUUUCUCGUAAGCGGCAUUUAUUACGCAGUUACGAGAUUUGCCGACCGCGUGGGCAUUUGCAAGUUACCCUUGUUGCGCUCGUUUUUCGGAUGAUACCAAAGUGCAAUAUCCAGUGAUACAUAUAGUCAUUAAUAUGAAACAAAGUUUUCUAAUACUGCCAGACAGACCAGUUUAAAAAAAGACACUAAAGUUUGCAAUUUUUGUUUUUAGUGUUAGUGAUAAUUACGGACAACUUUAAUUUUGAGCUAUCUUACAAGGUUAACACUUCUAGCCCGUUAGCGAUGAAUUGGAAAAUCGGCGCGUAGUCGCUCACGUGGUGCUCGCCCCGCCCCCACCUCGCUCCGCGCUUAUAUUUAGCGAAAAUCGCCUCUAGGGAGCGGCCCGACGGCAGAUACGUAAACGCUCAUCGCUGUUUAUGCACGACGCCACAUGUUAUCGGUUUCGUGUAACAGAGCGAUAAGAAGUUAGAUAACCUUUGCGGAUCGCGGACUGAGACGGACUGAUCACGUUCUGGAAAUAUAAAUAUUCACUUUAAAAUAUAAACUUAAGUUGUGAUGGUAAAAACCAAAGUAGAUACGUGCCAUUGAGCAUUGCGUACGACACACCCACCAAAAAAAUUCCACAGCCUAUCAACAUUACGCAUCAAAAUGACUCUACAAAGAGGAAGUAGUUAUCAUAGUCCAUGGUCUUCACAGACAGGGCUCUCAGAACUUGAUGGAACUAUGGUGGAAUUGGACCCUGUGGGAGAAUUAGCAGAAGUUGGCUUUGAACCACAAACGCGCGCUCGUUCUAACACGUGGCCACUGCCCAGGCCAGAAAACUAUAUUGAACCCGAAGAUUCUGGCUCCAAAAAGAAUUCCAAUCAGAAUCUAAGCGGUGCACCACCUCUGCCAUCUUCAGUUACAACAAAAAAGAACUCUUCGCGACGUAACGCUUGGGGCAAUCUUUCCUACGCUGAUCUCAUCACACAAGCCAUAACCUCCUCUCAAGACAACAGGUUAACGUUGUCUCAAAUAUAUGAGUGGAUGGUCCAGAAUGUGCCAUAUUUUAAGGAUAAGGGCGACAGUAAUUCCUCUGCUGGAUGGAAGAACUCGAUCCGGCACAACCUGUCCCUCCACAAUCGGUUCAUGCGGGUCCAGAACGAGGGUACAGGCAAGUCGUCAUGGUGGAUGAUUAACCCGGAUGCAAAGCCUGGCAAGUCUGUGAGAAGACGUGCUUUAUCGAUGGAGACUUCAAAGUCAGAAAAAAGAAGGGGCAGAGUUAAAAAGAAGCCUGAAGGAUUAAGAAAUGGAGUCGCUGCUGACGCUACGCCGAGUCCGAGUAGUUCAAUAUCCGAAAGUAUCGACACUUUUCCAGAUUCCCCGAUACACAGCAGCAGUUUUCAGUUAUCACCGGACUUCCGUCAGAGGGCCUCGUCCAAUGCGUCAUCUUGCGGUCGGAUGUCUCCAAUACCUUCUUUAAUAACUUCGGAGCCAGAAUGGGGAUCAGAUUAUAACCCUGUAGGAGACUUUGUUUCGACCAGUGAUUUCUCUUCAGCCGAUUAUACUCAAGACCAAGACCUAGCAGGAACUCUUGCCGAUUCAAUGAAACUACACGGAACAGACCCUUUUCUAAAUACGUACGUUCCCACAACUUCGUCAUCGUCAUCGGGUGGAAGCUAUCGAUUCGCGUACGGCGCUUGUCAGCAACACCCUCAUGGCGCCUGUGCCUGUGCGUCGUUAUAUCCCGCACAUCCCACCCAUCCGCACCGACACGCGCUAGACCAUUUUGUAAGACCAUCGCCACCUGCCGAUCCCGCUGAUAUUAUGCUUACGGAAAAUAGUCAGACACAAAUGGUGACGACGGCUGACCCUACGCUCAUGAACGGUGGUGUAAUGGUGCAGACAAGUGCCGUGGGCCCCACAACGGUAAUGGGGCAGAUCAUGGGAGCUCUUUACACUGGUCUCUCGGAGGACUUGAAUAUUGAGACCUUGGAACACAACUUUGACUGUAACGUCGAUGAGGUCAUACGACAUGAACUCAGCAUGGACGGUACACUAGACUUCAACUUUCCCCAACAAAAUACGGCGAUGGCGUCCGAAGCGGAGAGUCAGUUCGUAGCCCCUGCACCACCGGUGCCCACAACACUCUCAGGUGGUGGAGCUCCCCACACCACCUACUCCGGACCCCCCUCUUGGGUCCACUGAAAAAAAUUAGUUACCUGCUUAUAUGUUGAAAUAUGUAAAUGCCAUAUUCAACACAUAUUUAUCUUUUACGACACGACAUACGACACAAACAGAUUCUGUUCGAGUUGUUAAUUUUGCAUAUUAGUCGAGAUUUUUGUUUAUCAUGUUAACUAAUGUUAGAAUUUUAUUUAGCGUUAAUGUUAAGCCGGCCGCUGCCGAUCGUUGUUAAAGUGUCAAUUGUGUUAGCGUAGGUAAUAGUCGUAAGCUAGGUGGAAGCUUGUGAUAUGAAUAGUUUAUUAAUAAGUAGAGGACCGAGGAGGGGGGCAUGUGAUGGGACCUUAUCCUGUGAUCAAAAAGAUUUAACUAGGCCUUCAUUGAUGAUGCUGUCCUCUUUCUGAAGAAAUUUUAAACCGUGAACAAUUAAAGCAAAUUUUUGCUACGAAAAUUGUUGCAAAGUGAAAAGUUGACAUUAAAAUCUAUUUUAUUGGGUGAUAAAUGUUAACGUAGUGCGUUUUAUAUUUGAAAAAGAACUGAGGUAAAAGUAAAAAAAAAAAUUGUUUGUGCGUGUAUAUUUUUCUUAUAAAUAUAUAAGAAAAAAGGUGAAUAAUUUGUGAAUAAAAGUUAUAUAACUAUGUAUAUAUAAUUAUUUUAUAUGGCACGAAUUUUCUGGACUACAUUUUAAACAAAAAUAGUCAAUACAAGGUGUUUUUUACCUGGUAUGGUCGUCCGAGAUCACAAUCGAAGCCCUUAUUUAUGUACAUUUUAAUAAAAAAAUACCAUAUAGGUACUUCAAUUGAUUCUUAAAUGUUUUAUGCGGGCCAAUUGUAUAAAAUUAAGAUAACUAAUUUAUAGGAUGAUAUAUAAAUGUUAUUUGUAUUUAAAAUUAAAUUAAGUACACUUGCGUUUUAACAGAAUCAGUAGUUUCAGUAUUUGGAAUAAAAUUAAAUUUACGAAAUAAUGAACAUGUUUAUUCUUAUUUAUGAUUGAAAUUAAUAAAACGUAAUAGUAGAAAUGUGAAAUAUAAAUAGUUUAGUUGGUUAAUAUGAUUGUAUCAAAUUAAUUUUAAACAUAUCGUAUCAAUUAUUAAUUUUACAAGCUACAGGUUAUUUCUUAUUUUGAUCAAUUAAAAGGAAAUCAACUUCAACGUGGAUGAAAUUCAUGUACAUAAAAAUAUAUCAGAAUGAACGAUUUAAAAAUCAUGUAUAAAAAUGUUGUUCAAAAAUUGUCAUAGUAUAGAAGACGUGUAUUAACAUAGCGAUGAAAAGCACAAACAAAAGUCAAUAUAGUCAGAUCUCUAGUCCCAAAUAAUAAAUAUUUCGUAUAAGCUACUUCUUCAACUGUAGUAGAUAUUAGCUGUUGUAGUGGCGAAGACUUUCGCGUAAAAUUACUCGAGCAAAGCUAGUUCACUUUGUAAAUUACUUCAGUGGACUGUUUGUGAUAGAUUUAUCAAAUAAGUGUUCAAUUUAGAAAAAUAAAUGUUAGUCAAUUCCUGUUAUAUUUGACGUCCAUAUAAAUGUAUAUUAGUGCACAAAUUACUUUUAUACAUAUUUUGCGGAUGAUACCUAUAGUUUUUUCUACAUGAUGUUCCCAAUCAAUCAUCAAAUCAAAUAGUUAUAUAUUUUAUUGUGAAAUGUUAUCCGCUUAAUUGCCGCUUUUUAUUCAAUAGCAAUUAUAACAUAUUCAAUACAGCUGAUAUCGGUGCUAUAAUUAAUAUUUUAAUGAAAGAUUUUGAACGCUUUGUUUUUAUUUUAAAUAAGAAUGGACGAAUAAUUAACUUCCAAAGUAGUAACGCAGUAUGCUAUAAUUAAAUGCUACGUGUAUUUUACUUGACCUUAGAAAACUUGGGACAUCGGACGUUUUAGAGUAAUAUAAGUUUUAACAUAAUUUUAUAGAAUCUUAAAAUAGAUAGGAAAUUUGUAGUUUUAAUUAAUAUUUGACUUUAAGUCAUUUAUAUUUUUAAUGUAGUAUUUGUUUCCUUAUUUUUUUAAUUCAUAGUAACCAUUGCCAAAACAAACAUAUUAUCUGUAACAUUGUGUAACCAUUAUUAUUAUUAUCGUAUUAAAUUAAUUAAAAAAACUAAAAUUAAAAUGUAUAAGAUGAUCGGUUUUGGUGGUAUCUCAAAUAGGUAGGAAGAACGUUAGUUAAUUAUUAUAUCAUAUGGUUGUUAUGCGUAAUAUACAUUUAGAAAGUAUAUGAGCUAAAUCUUGGUGUCAAUCCAUAUGGUCAAUUAAGUAUGGACAUGUAAAUGUUUCACGGUUAGAAUUAAACGUGAAACAUCGCAUUAUGGUUGUAAUGUGCUUUUAAUCUUAAGAUUGUGGAAGAAAAAUGUAAUUUGUACAAAUUUAUGAAAGGUUUUAAGGAUUUUCGUAGCAUUAUAAUUAUUAAAGAAAUUCAUACUAGUAACAAAAAUAUAACUUAGUUCGAUCACAUAGAAAAUUAAAAUUAUUUACGAAGGUAUGGCGGCUUAACUUUAUUAAACAGUAGUGAGGUGACAAACUGAUUGUAAGUGGUAAAAAUAAUUUACAAUUAGUAUAUGUUAUUUUUUUACUCAUUAGGUACAUAGUACAUUUUAAUUUCAUAAUAAAUGAAUCAAGACUAUCAAGCCCGUUAUAGUAACGCUAUUGUCAACUAGUAGUGCUCUGUCAAUGAUGCCGUCUAUAUUUUUCGUUAUUCAACGUAGAUAACUAUUUUGAGCAAUAUAGGCUUUGUACCUAUAUAAAGUAAAAUAAUAUUUAUAUUUUGUUAAUACGAUAAGUAAUAUGAACAUAAUAAAAAAGCAAAAAGUAGUUAAAGAACAGAUUUUAAUGGAUAAACAUAAAUUAUUAGUAAAAAUAGUCAGAGCAAAGUUAAAUACUGUGAAAGAUUUUUUUUGCAUAGUUGUUCAAGAGGGUAAUUUAAAAAAAAAUGGAAAAAGUUGUGUAUUUAUUGUUUUUGGAUUUUCUAUGUGAUUAGAAUAUAUUGUAUUACUAGUAUUUUUGUAGACAAAUUAUAUGUACGAUGUAUAUGCUGUUGUAUUUAAAAGGACUAGGGACAUCAUGAUUACAAUAUUAUUACUUAGAAUACAAACUAAUUCUGAGCAUUAAUAUUAAAUUUAAAAACUAAACAUGCUCAAUAAAUGUACAUCAUGAAGUCCAUUAAAAAUUUUCAUUAAUUAAUUAACCUUUUUUUUUAUAUUAUCUGUUCAUUAUUGUUUUCAGAAUUAAGAAAGUUUAUUGUUAUUUUCUUUAUAAUAUAUGUAUAAUGUGAUUUAAGUUGUUUAACUUAAGUUUUUUGUUAUAACGAGUUCAAUCGUUAUUUCAAUAACUGUAAGACUUUUUUGUAUAUUAAUAUAAACAUAUUAGAUGUUAGAGCCUUAACUGACCUGCAGUGCUUAUAAAUUCAUUAUAUCAACUGUAGUAAUGAUAUUCGCGACGUAUGUAGUCGUACCUAUCUUACAUUGCUUGUAGAAUUGUCUACUAAAUGUUUAUUUUUAUAUAAAAAAAUCAUUGCUUGUUUUAUUAUCUUAAGAUCAGGCACGCCAACCUACAGACAUCUAAUAAUUUUGCAAAACGUUAUAAAUUAUGUAAUAUUAUCUUAUGUUUAUGACGUAACAAAUUGUUUUUGUUGGUUGCUUAUUUUUAAUGAAACAAUUUUAAGACAAAAUGUCAAAGAAUUAGAUAAGAAAAUUAUGGGUUUAAAUGUAAAUAUAUAGAUGACAACAUGUAUGUUGCGAUACAUAAUACUUAUUUAUGUAUUAAAUUUGUAAUAUUGUU